GUUGCGCUUUUUCUUUCUUCUCCUUUCUUUUAGUUUGCCCCAAUUCCUUUCAGCCCUGCUGUACACCAUAAAGCAUAAGCAAUCCCUUGAUCUUGCACAAGCCACUCACCCACCGCUGUUUUCAAUUUUGCAACCAUCACCACCUUAUCGUUCCAGCAUGAACAGUGCUGGUGAGCAAGACACCUACCACAGCCAGUCACCCAAGACGAGCCCUGCAAUCAGCAUGUUGGACGGCCGCGCAGACUCAGGCGGCGAGCCUUCCACACCGUCGCCGCAUCACAUAAUCAUUCCCUCCGGUCCCGCGCUACAUUCACCGUCAGUCAGUGAAUCGACAACGCCCAGCUGCUCAGUAGCAUCUCUUUACCGGCCGGCAAGCGGAUCUGGCCAAUCUAGUUACAACGAAAUCAGACAAACGCCUCAUAGUAGUGGUAUGAGUUUGGUUGCGCCCGUCGUGGAUAGUAGAAACGAGCAACUCGUUGAAGGGGUUAUAGACGACAACCACCACGACCAGGCCUCAGUUGGCCCUCCAUCCGACACUGAUGCCCUGGAAGGGGAAUCUUCCAAUGCGACCCCUCAGACGCACAACAACAUAGUAAUUUAUAUCGACGUUCUCAAUAAUGAUGGGUCCGACAUAAACCGCUUCCGGCUGAUGAUAGACUCCAGGAAUCUUCAUCAAAACCUCAUUAGCAACGAGGCCCUGGAUUUUCUUGAUAUCCCUCAUAAGUUCCGCAAGCGUUCCAUGCCAGAGCGAGGUCUUAGCCGUUUCCGAGUGAGGAGACAAUGUGGCAAUAGUCUGUCUAAGACUGUAAGAAAUAUGGAGAGGAUCCGCAAUGUGGACGGGACUCUUUUCGGCGGGCAGGAUGGUAGCACUGCCAAUAUUGAGUGGUUUGACCGCAACCUAAAAUUUUUCCCUCCGAAACGCAUUCAUACCAAGGACCACCUUAUCGUGGAUGCAAAGCACUGCCAGGCAGACGUUGUGCUUUGUUGGGAGGACUUCACACGCCUCAGGCCUAAACAGCGGUUCACCAAUACCCUCGACGCUAACCCCCCGACUCCCGAUCCCGAAUGGGAUGUAGAACAAGCAAUUUCGAAGGCUAUAGAAAGUGUACAGAUACCAAAGGUGCCUGAUAUAGAAUCUGAGCAGUACGGCAACUACAAUGAGCGGAAGAUAAGAAAGGAGACAGAAAGGGCCCUGAAACGCAAAGUCAGCCUAGAAUCUCUUGCUAGCUUUGUGGUAAAUUUUAUUGCUCAACCUCCAGUAUCCGACACCGAUUUGAAGCAGUACGCAAACUAUCACGAGCGGAAGGCGAAAAAUGGAGUAGAGGGAGUCCUAAAACGCAGGGUUAGCCUUGAAUCUCUUGCUAGCCUUGUGGUAAAUUUUGUUGUUCCACCUCCGACUCUUGAUAGCGAUCCUAAGAAAUAUGAAAAAUAUACAGAACGGAAGGCGAAAAAAGGCGUCGAGAGAGCUCAGACACACAAGAACAAAUAGUCAAGGAUUGGGAAAUUAGUCCAAGACACCCGUAAUGGGCAUUUCGCUUUGUAUUCGUUUACGCUUGAGCCCUUGGUAAAUUUGUGAAGGGCUUAACUAAGGUGACGGAUUGUAAUAACACCCGCC
This is a messenger RNA of Aplosporella prunicola CBS 121167, 1615 nucleotides long. RefSeq lists its product as uncharacterized. The transcript has 3 exons. Lineage: Eukaryota; Fungi; Ascomycota; Dothideomycetes; Botryosphaeriales; Aplosporellaceae. The coding region runs from base 158 to 1489 and encodes 443 amino acids. The record is from RefSeq and is a predicted model, not a curated record.